CUUCCUUGACCAACACCAGCAGCUGUAGCAGUAGCAAUUGUAGUGGAAACUGACCCACUCCUUUGCUCAAAAUAUAUUAAUUCUGACAGCCCAAAAGUCAAACAAAGAAAACCACCAAACAGUAACUGAACUAGAUAGAUACGUAAAAAAAAGAGCCUCAUGCUUUGUCUCCCUUUUCAUCAAGCGUGACAAGCUUCAUUUUUCUUUUCUGUUCACGGGUAGGCUAUUUUUUUUUUUCUGGUGAGGUCAAGAUCACAGAAUUGGGGAGAGAUGAGUUCGCUCUUGAAGCUUUCAAGGAGGGCCUUGGAAACUGAGAUGCCCGUUAUGGUUCAGAUGCAGGAACUGAUCCGAGGAUCUAAAAAUGCUGUGUCUUUGGCCCAGGGAGUGGUUCAUUGGCAACCUCCCGAGCAAGCUUUGAAAAAGGUGAAAGAACUUGUAUCUGAUCCUAUAGUCAGUCGAUAUGGUAAUGAUGAAGGUAUUCCUGAACUCAGAGCAGCUUUGAUUAAAAAGUUGCGUGAUGAAAAUAAUUUGCACAAAUCUUCGGUAAUGGUUACAUCAGGGGCGAAUCAGGCAUUUGUAAAUCUAGUUCUUACUCUGUGUGAUCCGGAUGACUCCGUGGUUCUGUUUGCUCCAUACUACUUCAAUGCGUACAUGUCCUUCCAGAUGACUGGUGUUACCAAUAUAAUAGUUGGUCCUGGUAGCCCAGACACACUUCAUCCUGAUGCAGAUUGGUUGGAAAAAAUAUUAUCUGAAACUAAACCAGCUCCAAAGCUUGUAACUGUUGUAAAUCCAGGCAAUCCAACUGGAACCUACAUUCCAGAGCCCCUUUUAAAGAGGAUUUCAGAUCUGUGCAAGAAGGCUGGCUCUUGGCUUAUUGUUGAUAAUACAUACGAGUAUUUUAUGUACGAUGGUCUGAAACAUUCUUGUAUUGAGGGAGAUCAUAUUGUUAAUGUUUUCUCAUUCUCAAAAGCAUAUGGAAUGAUGGGAUGGCGGGUUGGAUAUAUAGCGUACCCCUCUGAAGUAGAAAACUUUGCUGAACAACUUCUCAAAGUUCAAGACAACAUUCCCAUCUGUGCUUCAAUAUUAUCACAGUAUCUUGCCCUGUAUUCACUGGAACUGGGUCCUCAGUGGGUUGUAGACCGGGUAAAAAGUCUUGACAAGAACAAAGAAAUUGUUUUAGAAGCUCUCUCUCCCCUUGGAGAGGGUUCUGUUAAAGGAGGAGAGGGUGCCAUAUACCUCUGGGCGAAGCUCCCACAUGCAAAUGCCUACGAUGAUUUUGAUGUUGUUCGCUGGCUCGCUAACAAGCAUGGUGUUGCAGUAAUCCCAGGAAAAGCAUGUGGUUGUCCUGGCAAUCUUAGAAUUUCGUUUGGAGGCUUGACAGAGAAUGAUUGCAGAGCUGCUGCAGAAAGACUCAAGAAAGGCUUAGAAGAAUUGGUUAGAGAUGGACUGCGUCAGUAACUGAGAUUAAUCAUAGAACAUCCCCUUCCCAAGCAAACCAAGCCUCCAUAGUGGAAAAACAAAAACACCAGUAGAUAUCAAUAGAAAGAAAUUUCACUUGCCAAUGUAGCAAGUUUGCAACUGAUGAAUUUUGAAUAAAUGGAGGAUUUACUUUCUA
Messenger RNA from Vigna umbellata (rice bean), 1615 nucleotides. RefSeq names its product Pyridoxal phosphate (PLP)-dependent transferases superfamily protein. The record is from RefSeq and is a predicted model, not a curated record. Gene Ontology annotation, biological process: biosynthetic process; amino acid metabolic process. Gene Ontology annotation, molecular function: pyridoxal phosphate binding; transaminase activity. NCBI's taxonomy places the organism in Eukaryota, Viridiplantae, Streptophyta, Magnoliopsida, Fabales, Fabaceae.